Solea senegalensis (Senegalese sole) is the source of this 2703-nucleotide messenger RNA. RefSeq names its product guanine nucleotide binding protein (G protein), alpha inhibiting activity polypeptide 1 (gene gnai1). Gene Ontology annotation, cellular component: heterotrimeric G-protein complex. NCBI's taxonomy places the organism in Eukaryota, Metazoa, Chordata, Actinopteri, Pleuronectiformes, Soleidae. The coding region runs from base 410 to 1474 and encodes 354 amino acids. The record is from RefSeq and is a predicted model, not a curated record. Gene Ontology annotation, molecular function: G-protein beta/gamma-subunit complex binding; GTP binding; GTPase activity. Gene Ontology annotation, biological process: adenylate cyclase-modulating G protein-coupled receptor signaling pathway. The transcript has 9 exons.
UCAGCCUCCAGUCAGAGCCGAGAAUCAGUCGCCGCCGCAGCGAAUGGAGGCGAACGCGUGGGAGCGACUUCUCCGCGGAAUCUGCUCGCUUUUCAAACAGCUUUGACACGGACGGACGCCGCGUGGAUGUUUCAGAACAGCUUUUAAUCACGUGAAGGAACCACACUUUUUAAAGAAAACAAAGAAAACAGAGAACAAUUAAGAGGGAAAAUCGCAUCGCGUCCUCCUGAGGAGAGGAGAUCGUUCAAAAAAAGGGCGUGUGUGUGUGUGUGUGUGCGCGCGCGUGUGUGUGAGUGUGUUGAUGUGUGUGUGUGCGGGGCGAAGGCAGUUUUUUUUUCUAAGAAUUGAAUGUGUUUAGUUGUUGUUUUUUGACACGAACACCGUCGAGGUUUCACGGACAGAGUCGAGGAUGGGAUGCACGCUGAGCACGGAGGACAAGGCGGCGGUGGAGCGCAGCAAAAUGAUCGACAGGAACCUGCGGGACGACGGAGAGAAGGCGGCCCGCGAGGUCAAGCUGCUGCUGCUCGGUGCCGGCGAGUCGGGGAAAAGUACAAUCGUCAAGCAGAUGAAGAUCAUCCACGAGGCGGGUUACUCAGAAGAGGAGUGUAAGCAGUACAAGGCGGUCGUCUACAGCAACACCAUCCAGUCCAUCAUCGCCAUCAUCCGAGCCAUGGGUCGCCUCAAGAUCGACUUCGGAGACGCCGCGCGAGCUGAUGAUGCGAGGCAGCUGUUUGUGUUGGCGGGCUCGGCAGAGGAAGGCUUCAUGACGGCGGAGCUCGCCGGCGUCAUCAAGCGGCUCUGGAAGGACGGCGGCGUCCAGGCGUGCUUCAGCCGCUCACGCGAAUAUCAGCUCAACGACUCGGCGGCGUACUACUUGAACGAUCUGGACAGGAUAUCCCAGGCCACCUACAUCCCAACCCAGCAGGACGUCCUGAGGACCCGAGUGAAGACCACGGGCAUCGUGGAGACACACUUCACGUUCAAGGACCUGCACUUCAAAAUGUUUGAUGUUGGCGGUCAGCGGUCCGAGAGGAAGAAGUGGAUCCAUUGCUUUGAAGGCGUGACCGCGAUCAUCUUCUGCGUGGCGCUCAGUGACUACGACCUGGUGCUGGCCGAGGACGAGGAGAUGAACCGAAUGCACGAGAGUAUGAAGCUGUUCGACAGCAUCUGCAACAACAAGUGGUUCACGGACACCUCCAUCAUCCUCUUCCUCAACAAGAAGGACCUGUUUGAGGAGAAGAUCAAGAAGAGUCCUCUCACCAUCUGUUACCCGGAAUACGCCGGCUCCAACACGUACGAGGAAGCCGCCGCCUACAUCCAGUGUCAGUUUGAGGACCUCAACAAGAGGAAGGACACCAAGGAGAUUUACACCCACUUCACCUGCGCCACAGACACCAAGAAUGUGCAGUUUGUCUUUGACGCGGUCACCGACGUCAUCAUCAAGAACAACCUGAAAGACUGUGGUCUCUUCUGAGGACGGACAAGAAGACCAGCCCUUUUUUUUCUUGGCAGUGGAGCCAGCUUGUUGUGCAUCUUUGGUGGGGAAGAGGAUCAGUCACGGACCAGUGCUGUACUAUACGCCACUUUUAACAGCUUUAUUUAUGUUUUUAUUAUGAUGUCUCGGAACAUUUUGAAGUAGCCUUACAAAGAUCUGAGUAGAAUGUUUGUUUCACAUUUUGUUUGUUUUUCAUUUAAAUUUUCUUUCUCUCUCUGGUUUUUUUUUUGGCUGUUCCUUCUGCCGCUAUCUCUGGAAAAGGAAACUUUGCAAUUGGUGGAAUUUCUUCUUCUUUUCUUCCUUACCUACAAUGAAAAGGGAAGAAAAGAGGCACAACUCUGAGUCCAGUUUGUUGGUACUUGUGCCUUCGCAUGCCUUUUUACUGCGGUCGUCGUGCUGAUGCUUGUUCUGUUGCCUGCUGAGUUGUUCUGAACGUAAAGACGUUAACUGUUUUCAUACGUCAGUGUCCCCGCUAUCUUCUGUGUGCACACCACUGAGCUGUUGAGAGGAGGAACAUCUCCCUCUGGUCUCCAUGGUGACCACCGUGUAGCCUCCACAGUCCACUACCCCACCCCACCCACUAUGACAGUGGACGGCCUUGCUGGCCGCUCACACAGUACAAUACUGAGAUGUAUAUUGUUACGAUCACCCCGCACAAUGUGGGGCUCUGGUUUUUAAACGGUGUAUAAAAUAUCCAUUCUUCACUAACCGUUCAGAAAGCGGUUAGCGACGGCACUGAGCUCAUAAUACGCUCAUUUGUGAAAAGUACAAAGACCCGAGUUGGCACAUUUUACUGUAUAUUAUUAUGUAUUUGGAGGCGUCGACGGCAGCGAGGAGGGAAAUACUGAACCGAGAGAAAAAAAGUCUCUGUAGAUAAAAAUGAGGUCGGAAUUGUUUUCGCCGUUCACUCGCAGCUCGUGAAGCGUUUCACUUCAGAGUUGAUGAUCCACGAAGAGCGUGAUGGAAAUAAAGGUCAAGGGAAAAUUGGUCUCUGAUUAUUAUUAUUAUUAUUAUUAUUAUUAUUAUCGUUCUUGUUGUUGUUAUUAUUUUUUAGAUCAGCACCACUUUGCCAAGAACAUUGGUGAUAAAUCUGGUUCCCGAUCUGUUCCUAUAAAGAAAAACUGCCACAAAUAUCAAUGUAUGUGUUAUGAGGAUCUUUGUCGACUCAUCGCCCUUAUUUUGCUAAUAAAAAAACAAGUGCAAACAUA